This is a messenger RNA of Megachile rotundata (alfalfa leafcutting bee), 4218 nucleotides long. Its product is annotated as protein GPR107. Gene Ontology annotation, biological process: transport. Lineage: Eukaryota; Metazoa; Arthropoda; Insecta; Hymenoptera; Megachilidae. Gene Ontology annotation, cellular component: Golgi apparatus; membrane. The record is from RefSeq and is a predicted model, not a curated record.
CUUAGUUUCUGCUCGCGUAUCGACGAGAGAGCAUUGUAGAUUUUAGAUGUGUUAUUUUGUGUUUUCGUAAUGUGACAUUUCUCCAACAAAAGGCAAUAAAAAUGCGAUCAAAACAACCGUUAUUACAGUGUCUCUGGACUAUGUCAGUACUCGCACUGGCCGCUGGUAGAAUUCAUAAACUCGAAAUACGGAAGGAUGUAAGACGACACAUUUCCCUGAGUACCUUUGGUUUCUACAAGGGUGGCAUUCUCGAUGUAAAUCUGAUCAAUUUCAAGGCCGAGCCUUUUCACGAGAACGAAGUGUUUGGAUUCAGUUUAGAUCGCACGCUAAGCGAUGCGAUGAACCCGUAUUUGGAUAGUCAUCAAGAAAGAUGCGUGUUGCAAGACAUUUCGAACGUUAAAAACGAUUUUGAACAGAAGGAUGAUAGCGCGAUCAUAUAUUUCACGAUGGACUUGAAAAAUAAUUUAUUGAAGGUAAACUGCAGCCGAAACGUGCACACCGUGCACAUCUACAAAGAUUCGAACAGCGUGUUGGCGUUUCGAGCAAAGAGAAACUCUUUUCCGGGUAGAUUUAGCGAUACCGCUCUCUUUUCGCGGAGGAAACGUUAUAGCUCGGACGGUAUCGAAAGGUCCGUCGUCGAGAAUGAAUCCGAAACCAAGUCGGCGGAGAGCAAUGUCUGCUCUCGUCUAAAGCUUCCAAUGACUGUACAGACCAUAAAAGGGGAGAGGUAUUACAACACAAGUUUUGCCGUGUACGUCGCUAGCAAAGAAGAAGAGGGUCUCUACAAUCUUUACUUUCAUAAUUGUCCAAAUUAUAAAUAUGAUGUCCCGGUUGCAUUAGAUUUUACGAUACAAAUAUCCGAGAUAAAUAGUGGGAAUUUCCUGAGCGCUGGUGAAAUGCCCCUACCAGCACUUUAUUUUAUGAUGGCGCUUUUGUUCUUCUUAUCGGGUUGUUUCUGGGUGUUUAUUCUUAAAAAGAGCAAGCAUCCCGUAUUCAAAAUCCACUAUCUGAUGGCAAUUCUGGUGUACUUGAAAUCUCUGUCGCUGCUUUUCCACGGAAUCAAUUAUCAUUUUAUUCAAACGAAAGGAGAGCACGUGGCAGCCUGGGCGAUUCUGUAUUACAUCACCCAUUUAUUAAAAGGAGCAGUACUUUUUAUUACCAUUGUGCUCAUCGGCACUGGGUGGACGUUCAUCAAACACAUUCUAGCCGACAAGGAUAAAAAACUGUUUAUGAUCGUGAUACCAUUACAGGUAUUGGCAAACGUGGCAGAAAUAAUAAUCGAAGAAAGCGAAGAAGGAGACAUCGAACACAAGACCUGGCGGGACGUGUUCAUUCUCGUGGACUUACUUUGCUGCGGUGCCAUUCUAUUUCCAGUAGUUUGGAGUAUCAGGCACCUACAGGAAGCUGCGCACACUGACGGCAAGGCAGCCGUUAACUUACGCAAGCUCAAGCUCUUUAGGCAUUUCUAUAUUAUGAUAGUUUGUUACAUUUAUUUCACAAGAAUCAUAAUGUACUUACUCAAGAUCACGGUACCCUUUCAAUACGAGUGGUUGGACGAGAUGUUCCGUGAAAUGGCUACGUACGUGUUCUUCGUUCUUACCGGGUAUAAAUUCCGGCCAGCCUCCGCGAAUCCGUACUUCACGUUAACCAACGAUGAAACGACCCAAGGCGACGAUGACGACGAAGUGGAUGUCGUUCUCUUUUCCAGUGUUUCCGGAAGGAGUGGUAUCACCGAGGGACUCAGCAAAGUUAGCAAAGUUCCGAAAGUCAUGAGGCCCGCCACCUCGGACGUUCCCUCCACUCAGGAAGAGAGAGACUGUUUGUUCAAUAAAACGGAUCCUUCUCACGAGUACGACUGAACGCAAAAUAGAAAUCCUUUGUAACGUACAUAAUUUUAGUGGAAACAAGAAGGUGACAGACUCGUUUCUCGGUCUUGUGAUAUUUCGAAACACCGAUUGCGGUCCGAAUAACAUCUAACGAAAAUGGGAGUAUGUAGUUAAAGGUAGCAUCGGUCUUGCUGUCUGAAUUUCUCGUAGAAAGGACGAUAAAUCGAUAUUUUACUUCAUAACGUAUAUCGUGUUUGCUUUUGUUUCGAAAACCACGGUGAAUACUCUUAAUUUAUCUGUAUUGUUGCGUUCGUUCAAAUCGAGACUGUUUCGAUCGGCGCCAUGUAUCAUUUUCUUGCGUUUAAUUAUUUAAAUCUCGAAUAUUUGAACCCUUGUUUAAAACGGAAUUAAAGACGAAUUUUGAAAUUUAGCGCAGUCUAUGAUUACCGGUAGAAAAUUGUUAUAGAUAGCAAGCAAAACUAAUCUAGGCGACUUAAAAAGAAGUUUCAUGUUUUAAAUACGCGAUACGAUACGUUAUAACACGUUUAGAAUUAAACUUGGAUGAAAGCUCGAUGCUAGAGCGAAUUCGUGUUUUUAUAUGCAUCUUGCUAUAGCUGAUUUUUCGUAGGCAUUUAGUGAAACGUUCAAACAUUUCCAUUUGUUUUUUCCCAUGACAAGCUUUAGUUUUCUUCGAGCGAAGAAUCCGCGCCUCGGCGCUUUAGUAAUCUUGUGAUAAUCGAUACACCGAAUCCUGGUGUAUCAUGAUCCAUUUUUGUAAAGCACUUGAUAACCUUUUUUGUAUAGAAACAUUUACCGUGUCAAGAAAAAACAAAGGUGUAAUAUGUUUUAAAACGUUUAAUGUGUCCCAUUGCGAAAUAUCGUCGUUAUUAUUACUAUUACCGCUACUGUAUACGCGUUAUCGUAAUUAUCGUUACGUCUGUUACUAUUAGUAUUUUAUUAUAUGUAAUAAAAGGGACACGCAAGAACGAAGUUGAACGAAUAAAGUGGAUAUUUUUAUGAAACUUUUAAUUUCCCUUGAUACUACAUGAUUUCCAGAUACAAACUUCUCAUUUCUUUUUUCUCGAUUAAAGUAUUUCUUGUUAACAAAAGUCCAACGUUAAAAAAUAAGCGAUCGAAGAUCGUCAAUUCGAGAUUUUAAAUAAUUUCGAUCCAUACUUCUAGAUUUUUGAAAUGAAGUAUCCGUGAACCGUAAGGUCUAACGAGCUAAAUUGUAUCCUGCUUCGACUGUGGUGAGCAGAAAAUUGUGUCGAUACUGCGCGAACCUACGAAUUAUCUAAAACUUAUUGAAUGGUCACUAAUACUUACCGCAGUUUAUGCCGUCAACCUUGCUGUUUCGAACGGUAUCUAUCUAGACUAUCCAAGGGUACGUGAGCAACAUUUCGAAGUUACUCAUGUACCGUACUUUGCAACGAGACGGUAAAAUAUAUUCGACUCUUUCCCUUUUAUCUAUCGCGAUCGAAGAAAAGGUUGAAAUUGUAUUUCCGUUGAAAAUAUACUCUAAAAACGAAAUAAUUUUAUCCGCUUUGUUUCUACGACCAUAACAUUAGAACAGUGUUGUACAUGGCGCUUUAAAAGAGGUACACAUCUUAUACUUUCGGCGGUUACGUUACAUCAGUUUGUCAGUUACUUAUGAAUAAAAAGGGUAUCACAAAAGACGAAUACGAAGAUUCAAAUUGCAAGCGGCAAAAGAUGUUUUGUUACAGAGAAUUUAAUCACGGUGUGCAUCUUUUAUGAAAUAUCCUGUAUUCGUCGAGUUACAAGUACGCGUAUCUAUCUACAGUCGGUCACGAAAAUAUUCGGACACCACUAUAGUUUUGACUAUUAUAGUCCGUACUUCAGAAGUGUAUACAAUAGGAACAAAAGAAGGGUUUACAUUUGUUACUAUGCAGUGUGUAGUUAACAAAAAUAUAAGAGAUAUUUAAUCACGAUUAGUGUUUACAAAAAUAAUUAAACAAAAAUGGUAAGUGUGCUUACUUUCAUGUCACGAAAAUAUUCGGACACUAUGAAAACUAUGUUUAUAAUACUAUAUAUAAAUCUUGUUUUUAAAAAUUAAUAUUUUGUUGGAUAUCCCAUGUGCUUUAUGACAUGCCGUAAUCGCGUUGGCAUAUUACAAAUUGUAAGAUUUAUACGGUACUGAAAUUGUACUAAAUAGGAUAAGUGGUAGGAGAACCUCUGGUAGGACAAUAAUAUUAUAAACAGAGUGAUGAAUGCGAGGGGGGACAGUCGAACAGUCGAAGUUAGCAAAUUUAGAAGAAGCGAGCGUGCGAACGAAAGAAAGUAAUAAAGUCGGCGAGCGUGUCGAUAAACGGAGUACGGAUUUUUGUUUGUAUAUUUACCUAUUGUAAUAGUUAAAUAAAAACUGUGAGAAGUU